GUUUAGUUUAACAGUGACAUAUGACAAAAGCAACUUUGCACAAGGGAUGUACUGUGGACUGUGAAGAGAUAUGGAGAUGGAUAGAUAUAGAACAAUUAUGAGAUUCCUCCUAAUUGUUGGGGUCCUUUUUCAUGGGUGUGAGUCAGACGUGAAAUGCAGAAAUGACAACGGAGACGAGGUGGACUGGUAUAUUUUAUACAAGUUGCCUCCUAUGAAUGAUGAUGGUUUGUCAUAUGCGUACAUGGAUGAGAGCACCAACGGAUGGGUAUUCAGCAGAGAGACAAUCAACAGUAAAUCUGGCACCCUGGCAAACACCCUGAAACCUCUUCUUGACUUCUAUGACAGAAAGACAGAAGGUUUUGGAUUCAUGCUCUAUAAUGAUCAACCUGCGAAUUCUAAAUCUGCAGCCCCUUCAUCAUUUGGCCACAGCAAAGGGGUUGUGAUGUUAGACAGACAAACUGGAGUUUGGCUUUCACACAGUACACCUAAAUUUCCAACAUAUCGCAGCAGAGACUUCUGGCCAAACAGUGGAAACGUCAACGCUCAAACAUUUAUCUGUGUGACUUACUCCUAUGAUGAAUUUAAAAAGAUAGGAUUGCAGCUUAUGUACAUUCAUGCUUAUUCAUACGACUCUGACAUCCCCACAACCUUUCACAAUGACCUGCGAUGUGUUGCUCAGCGAAGCUGCUACCCAAAGAAGGAACCCUGGUUUCAUGUGACAACGCUGACUUCAAUGGAAGGACGUAAUUUCUCCACUUUUGCAAAAUACAAACGUUUUGGGGAUGACCUUUAUUCUGGCCUUAUUGUAAACUACUUGGAGCAGGAUCUGUAUGUCAAGAGCUGGGGAAAGAUGCGUCGCCCUCUGCCCUCCAACUGCAGCAUCCCUCAUUGUGUGUACAAUGUGACGGAAGUAAAGGUCCCUGGGAGGAAGCCCUUCAGUGAUACUGUGGAUCACUCCAAGUGGUGUGUGACCUCUGGUGGCGGCUGGGCCUGCAUUGCUGACAUGAACAGAGAAGAGAGUCAGAUGGACAGAGGUGGAGGUGCAAUAUGCACUAAUGACGUUGCAGUUGGGAAAGCUUUCGAUGCAAUGAUCUCAAAGUAUAAACAGUGUAAACGUGAACGUCCAAAUUCUGAUGCUCAACAUAGAGAACUUUAAAGGCACACAUCUCAGUUGAAAUAUAACAAAAUGUGAAGCUACCAAAAACUAAAAGACAAGACUGGAACUUACUAUUAUGUCCAAAAAACGACUAAUCUAUUAUAUAUCCAGACUUAAAAUUGUUGCAGGUUUGACUUGAUUUUUAUAAAUCGUGUUUUGUUGUAUGUUGUCUUCUGUUUCCUGUAUGAUGUGUUUUUUC
This is a messenger RNA of Thunnus maccoyii (southern bluefin tuna), 1355 nucleotides long. Its product is annotated as deoxyribonuclease-2-alpha-like. The transcript is spliced from 7 exons. The record is from RefSeq and is a predicted model, not a curated record. Bases 71 to 1156 code for a protein of 361 amino acids. Lineage: Eukaryota; Metazoa; Chordata; Actinopteri; Scombriformes; Scombridae. Gene Ontology annotation, biological process: apoptotic DNA fragmentation. Gene Ontology annotation, molecular function: deoxyribonuclease II activity.